AUGCCACGACUGGGGAAAUGGGAGAUAUCCGCCUUCUAUUCGGCACAGCGACCGAUUGAGCUGAAACGCCUCACACCCUCCAAUACCAUCUUCUGUGACCCUAACCUCAACCGCCAUUCGGCAGACGCAGUGGCACAGAUUUCGUCGCAAAGCUGCGCGUGGAACUACGUCUCGAGAUCUAGAGAAGCUGCACCCAUUGUCGGCGGCGAGUCGAAGGAGGUAUUUGAGAACAGUUAUCCUGAGCCAGAGGAAGGUGUGCGACCUCGCGCCAUCGAGUCUGAAUCUUGCAAGCCUCUCCCUAGCCACAUCCGUGGCCGGUUGAAGAGGAGACCGGUCCCCUCCAUUUCAAAUUAUGCCUCCAUACGAGGACAUAUCACCAGACAGAUACCAGGUUAUUCGGUGGCCAUCCUCGAUGUCUGCCCAGACGACACAGAUGUACCCACGAGCAGUGGCAUGAUAUCGAAAGAAAUCGCCUGGCAGCGGCCUCAGCAACUCGUCCUGAAAUACUACUCCGCCGCCGAGAUCACUCGUGACCCACGACGAACCGGCCGGGAGUACGUUCCGCGCUUCUUCAACGAGGUCAAUGCAUAUGCCCAGGCGAGGGCCGCCCAGGGAACAGUCCUACCGUAUGUUUGUGGGGUGUAUGAGGAUGCCAGUACCGCGGUCGUGACGGGCCUCUAUCUGGUCAUGGAAUACCUCCCCAAUUCGACCACUCUAAGAGACAUGGAUAGCCAUCUUCGAGCAAGUUUGGUGGGCCUCCUUCGCGAGAAAACCGCGCUUGCUUUGGAGGCGUUGCAUUCCAGUGGCGUCUCGCAUGGCAGUAUGAAGAGUAACCAACUGCUCAUCUGCGCAGACACUCAUGACGAGAAUGAGCAUUCCACGUUUUCGGAGGGAGAGGAUUGGUUUGUGGUCAUCGUCGACCUGCAGUAUGCUAGGUUUCACCGCGCUAUGCAUGAGUUGGAGUUGGCAGCCGAAGUAGACCGGCUUGCCCUGCGAGAAGCAUUUUCUUACUGUGGCUGCAAAGCGGAAGAAGACGACGAUGAUGAGGCGUAUCAACAAUUUAUUCGUGAACGUCAGUUUUCCAUGGGUUACUGUUGA
Messenger RNA from Fonsecaea nubica, 1098 nucleotides. RefSeq lists its product as hypothetical. The transcript is spliced from 2 exons. Lineage: Eukaryota; Fungi; Ascomycota; Eurotiomycetes; Chaetothyriales; Herpotrichiellaceae. The record is from RefSeq and is a predicted model, not a curated record. Bases 1 to 1098 code for a protein of 365 amino acids.